AAUAUUAACGAAUGUAAAGAUAUUUUAAAUGAUGUUAAACCGGAUAUUUUUAUAAUAAUGUUAUCCAGUCUGUGGCCAGUUACCGUUAGUGGUAGUCGAGACACAGACGUACGCUGUACAGCAAUACUGAUUCUAGAACAGUCUGCUUUGUGCUCUCGCUGUACUUUGACGUCAUACGCCGUUCAGUCUGCGCAGCGCUGUAUGCAUGUUAUGUAUAUUCAGUCUAUCCGUCGUACGUGUCCUUGUCGACGUCAAACGAAACCCUCGUCGUAAUCGACCUUUUUCCAAAGUCUGGAAAAAGCAGUUUACAUUAACAACUUCGAGAUAAAAUUCGACUAUCGGACUAUCACGUGGGUUUGUUGUGUGUGUUACUGAAGCGCCAUUUGGAAGGCAUCGUAAGUUCACUGACUACGUAAUAGAUGAGACUGUUACUCGCGAAAAGAAGUCGAAUUUGUUCAUCCAGCUUCGUACUUAAACUCGUAAACUAUCUUUAUGGAUUAUGAAAAUACUUAAUGCAGUGUAAAAACUGCAAAUUCAGCAGUUCGAGUGAAGACGUCCUUCUAAAGCACUAUCGGCUGCAUCACCCAAGCAUUUCCAGCUGGCCUUGUAUUCAUACUGGGUGUGUUUGUGUCUUCAGGACAGCAGGCUUAGAGACCGAGUCCUUGUGACCCUGAGGAUAUACCUGCACCAUUAAACUUGCCUGAUGGCUUUACUACUGCGAGUUGUCAUUUCUACAACUGAUGCCCGGCGACUUCAGCUUUUUGAAGUGCCACAGUCUGUGGAGUCCCUUAUUAGUAUUCUGAAGGAGAAACUGCAGUUACAAGGCCAGUUCGUCUUGCAGUUUCAGGACCCUGAUUUUGGGAAUGCCCUUUGCAGCCUGACUGACAUCUCGGAACUGCCAAGUGACAAAGCAGUCUUGCAUAUUCAGUGGUGCAAUUCAUCAUUGUCCGAACCCAGCCUUUCUGUGUCAUCUCUUGAUACUGCUAGUGUUGAUGACUCUGAUGGAUCCUUUACCAGCUCCACACCCUCUGUACAAAGGUAUUUGCGCACAGCCUCAGAAUGGCCACUGCCAUUCCCCAUCCCACCCCUGUCAUUUGAUGUCGAGCUAAAACUACGACGAGGGAAUGAGACAUAUGCAGAAACACAGACAGGCAUUGAUGUGACCAGAGACAUAAAGAUGGAGAUUCUUGAUAAAAUAGUUCAGGCUGUUUUUGACAUAAAGGCAUAUCCCAACAAUCAAGAAAUUGAGUCCAUUGCAUCUGCACUGAUUUCCAAGUAUCCAUGCCUUAAGGAGCCUGGCAAAGGUAAGGGCUAUGAAGGAUGGUUGAUCAGCCUAAAGAACAAGCUAAACAAUUACCGUUCAAAAUUGAGAGCAGCAGGCUGCAAUGAAGUUAGUGUGAACAAGAAGCGUAAGGAUGUUGAACAUGGACAUGGUUUCACCAUGAAAAAAGCAAAGCGUGGAGAAGUGAAUUUUGUCCCGGAACAUCCAUGCAACCAUACUGACGCUUCACUUGAAGAACAAAGACUUUUAUUGAUCGAUGAAACCAAAAAGGCAAGAAGCAACAUGGUGGUCAUAAGUGAAAAAAUGGAAUUAACUUUUUCCCUGAGGAGAAAAGAAGUGGUAGAAGAUCAACCAAUGGUUGUAGACGUGCAACAGAGGUGGCCUGCACUUUUUCUCCAGGAACAGAUUGCUGAGGAAUUCUUCAGAAUCACGAAUAAAGACCUUCUUGACGUCUUCAGGGCAGCAACAGACAGAUUUACACCUAAGCUCUUGAAAGUAUACAGAGCUCGAAAAGCUGCAUUUGGAGAGGAUAUGGAACAGCUCCUAGAAAGACUUGAUGAAAGGAUGACAGAUAUUGGUAAUCACAGAAGGACUACUGCUUUGAAAGGCCUGCCUUUGUUUCUUCGAGAGGACCCAAACAAGCUGUUCAAGACAUGCAAAGACACCGAAGAUGGGGCAAAAGGAGUGUCUAUUGCCAUUCUGUGUGUUUUGGAAGAUGACACCCAGGCGACAUCACCCGAGGUGGUAAACAUUGCUGUGGUGUUGGAGCAGGUCGUCGUUUUGAAAGAUCUCCCAGAUAUUUCUACUGCUCUUGCAUACCUUUUUGGCCUUCUGUAUGCAUUAAACAUGUCCUAUCCUCAAGCUCUUAAGUACACUUUUGACACCAUUCAGAAUGUUUUCAUGGAGCUGGGAUCUGGAUGCACCAAACGUGUGCUUUCUCUGAAGAACAAACUGUUGUAAAGAAAAUCAGAACAGUGUUUUGGCAUCCUUUUUGAUGUUCAUUUGUUACAAGACACUUUGAUACAAGGUCUGUUUUUUUUUUUUUUUUUUUUUUUGCAUCUAUUUCUUGUUACAGGUGUCAAACUUUUCCAAAUGCACCAAUUGUGUGCUUUCUCUGAAGAACAAACUGUUGUAAAGAAAACCAGAACAGUGUUUUGGGAUCCUUUGUGGCAUUCAUUUGUUACAAGACCUAAAGUGCGCUUGGAUACAAGGUCUGCAGUUUUUUUUUUUUUGCAUCUCUAUUUCUUGUUACAGAUGUCAAACUGUUCCAAAUGCACCAAACGUGUGCUUUCUAUGAAGAACAAACUGUUAUAAAGAAAAUCAGAACAGUGUUUUGGGAUCCUUUUUGAUGUUCAUUUGUUACAAGACCUAAAGUGCGCUUGCCUGGAUACAAGGUCUGCGUUUUUUUUCAUCUCUAUUUCUUGUUACAUAUGUCAAACUGUUCCAAAUGAACCAAACGUGUGCUUUCUCUGAAGAACAAACUGUUGUAAAGAAAAUCAGAACAGUGUUUUGGGAUCCUUUUUGAUGUAUCCAAGCGCACUUUAGGUCUUGUAACAAAUGAACAAGGUAUGUUUUUUGUUUUUUUGCACCUCUAUUUCUUGAUACAGGUGUCAAACUGUUCCAAAUGCACCAAACGUGUGCUUUCUAUGAAGAACAAACUGUUAUAAAGAAAAUCAGAACAGUGUUUUGGGAUCCUUUGUGGCAUUCAUUUGUUACAAGACCUAAAGUGCAACUUGGAUACAAUGUGAUUCUUUUGGUUGGCAUCUUUUUCUUGUCGUCAGAUGUCAGACUGUUCUUAAUGUGUUUUAUAAUUGUAAUUUUGUAUUACAGCAUACCAUACCAGGUUAGUGGUUGCAGUAAGCAUGUCUGUUCUUAUAUAAGGAUGUUUAAAAUUGAAAUUGAUAAAGGGAUAGUUCAUCAAAAAGUGAAAAUUGUCACAUUUUGUCACUCUUAUUUUCUUACAAACCUCUAUAAAUGGCCAAGUUCCGAGGAACAUGAAGAAGAAUGCUUUGAGGAAUGUUUGUAACCAAACGUUCAUGUGCCCCAUUCACUUUUAUAGUAGGAAAAAGAAUACUAAAGAAAUGAAUGAGGUUCAUGAUCUGUUUGGUUACAAACAUUCUUCAAAAUAUCUUAUGUUCAUCAGAACAAAUACAUUUAUACAGGUUUGUAACAUCAUGGGAGUAAGAAAAUGACACAAUUUUCAA
Paramisgurnus dabryanus is the source of this 3486-nucleotide messenger RNA. RefSeq lists its product as uncharacterized. The record is from RefSeq and is a predicted model, not a curated record. NCBI's taxonomy places the organism in Eukaryota, Metazoa, Chordata, Actinopteri, Cypriniformes, Cobitidae.